Molecule: messenger RNA, 2708 nt
Organism: Saprolegnia parasitica CBS 223.65
Lineage: Eukaryota; Oomycota; Saprolegniomycetes; Saprolegniales; Saprolegniaceae
Exons: 5
Coding region: 31-2661 (876 amino acids)
Source: RefSeq, a predicted model, not a curated record
CUCUGAGCGCCUUUUGAUGCAAGCGCCUAAAUGGUUCAUGGCGCCGUCUGCCCGAGUUCUUCUGUAAACUCGACAGAGUGCGUCGAGCCGCGAGCAGCGCUCUGGUCGUGCUGCGGCCUCGGUGGCUACCACCACAUUGCGCCGGCCGCCUUGUGGCUCGUCUUUCUGAGCCUCACCGCGUGUGCGCAGUACCACUACAACCUCUUCCACGACCUCGACAGCACAGCCGACGAGCUUCACGACAUUCAGACCCAAGCUCUCGGUGUCGUUGUUGCGCGUCGGAAGCGCGUCAUCUUUGGCAAGUCGUACCGAGACCCGCGACGGCUGCUCAUGCUCGGCGCCAUGUGGAGCGAGCUCUUUGGCUUUAGCUACACACCUGGUCAGCUCGUCAUCUACCAACUCACGCAGUCCAACAUUGCGGGUCUCGUGUCUGGUCCUGUCCAGUUUGGCUUGUUUGCCGUUUUCUCCGGCUUGCUCUACCUGCUCGAGGGACCGCGAUGGCUGCGCAAGUGCCACCUCCGUCGACCGAAACUCGGCGGCCCGAUUCUCUACGACAUGUUCUUCAUGACGUUUGCAUAUACCCUCGUCAACGUGGUCGGCUGCACAAACGGUCUUGACUCGGUGGCACUGGGCGACAACGUUACGUGCGCCAGUCCCGAGCGCUACUGGAUGGUCUGCAGUCUCGGCCUCGUCGUCUUUGGGUGCUUCUUCUGGGGAACGCUCAAGUACAAGAAGCAGCUCGCGAGUGAUGUGUACGCGGUGAGCUUUCGCUUCCAAGCGUCGUUUGAUGCUAUGAUGACGUGCACGCGGACGAUCUGCGCCUUGACCGUCAUUACCGUCGAGAAAGCGCUUCUCGUGCUUGACAUGUGGCUCGUCGCCGUGCUUUUCGGUCUUCUGAAUCUGGUUCAUUUUGGCGCACUGCUUCGCUACAACUACAAGUGCCAGCCCUGCCUCGGCGUUGGGCUCGUUCCCAACAACUUGCGUGCGCUGUCGUUUGCCACGUCUUGCUACACGACGCUAGUGUCGCUCGUGAUUUCAAUGCUGCAAAUCGCGCGGCAUCCCGCCGAGGCGGGCACCGCCGAGUGGACAGUUUUCUUCGUCGCCAUUGGACUCUACCCCGCAGUUGCAGUCACUGUGUGGCGCUGGAACCGCCGCCGCGCAGUGCUCUUUCAAGUGCCCAAUCUCAGCCUCCUUGACGCGCUACAGCACGAGAGCGACCGCGUCCGAGCCAUCGCGGCCGUGACCGUCACGCUCGAGACCGCCGAGCGCGACGCCGACACGCUUCAGGCGAUUUUGCUUGCGCUCAAUGACACUUUGUGGCCGCCCGAGGCGGUGUUUGCGCCGGCGUAUGCGUGCCAAGCCAUGUGGUUCCUCUGGUACUCCAACUUUGAUCUGGUCGACCACGUCUCGGAAACUGGUGCAAGCGCAUUUGUACCCUUUGGGUGCUGGGUGCGCUUGUCGCCAGCGCGAACUUGCGCUGGGGGAACAAUCAGUAGCGCCUUCCGCAUCAGUCUCUCGCAAGUGCUGGCAGGGCGGUCUGCAUCGGGCCGUCUCAGCAUCUCGAAUUCAUCUCUUGUCGCGCCCGUGGAUUUAAGCCGACGGUCUCGGAAUCGGCCCUCGCCGGUCGACAGUUCUUCCCUUGUUCAGCUCGUCGAGAAGGCGACGGACCUCGAGCAUACCGUGUGCAUGACGAAUCGAAUUGCUGACAACCCUGCAAUUCGGUCUUGCUUUGAGCACGCGGUCAAGAAACUCGCCGAGCUCUGCAAGUGCAACUGCCGACGCAACCGGCUCCUCGCGAGCAAGGUGCUUCAGGAAAUGUACCAAGCAAGCGUCGUCCGGGUGAGUGCGACCACUUUUUUGCACAUGGCAGCGAAUCUCACCAUCGCCCCGUCACACGCCAAAGCCAUGUCGGCGCUUCGAACCCUGGUGCGGUUUGUCAACGACCGCGAUGAGAUUUGGGCGGCCCGCCAAGUCGCCAACGUCGUGACGUUGCGUCUUCUCAUUGACGCUCUUCUCGUUCACGUUGGCGAUAUCGACUUUGUGACUACGCUGCUAACGUUUCUGAUUGAUCGUCUCGAGACGCUUUUGAGCCUCGGCACCAACGCUCCAAGCGGCGAGGCGUACUUGGAUCGGUCCAUGGUCUCGACUCUGCACGAGCUUUUCGUGGACGUGCCGUCGGGCGCGACGCAGGCGCUCAUCGAUGACCUCUUGAUGACGAUGCAAGAUGUGUGGAACACCCGCCCGUACAGACCACCGGGCGUCAUGCGCCAGCUCUCCAAGACACGCAUCAUGCGCCAGCUCUCCAAGACACACGUUUUGCCGACGGCCAUGACGCGGCUAUCGGAAUCGUCGCAAGCGCUCUUGAGUUUUUCGCAGCUCAAGGUGAUUAAAGACCGCCAGCGCGCGCGCAUGGAUGCGUGGGCCGCUGUCAACGCAGUGCUCGCCGAGGGGUUUUCGAUGCAGCUGCCACUUGCCGCGCUGGCGCCACCGACGCAGCUGAUUGUGGCGUCGCUUCUCGAGCUUUUGAGCACGCGCAGUGAUUUGCUCUCGUACUUGGAGAGCCGCAUGACGAUGCCUGAGUACUGGUACCUCAGUGAUCUCGUUGGGAAAUCGCGACCGCGGAUCGCGAUCGAGUCGACGCACUGCGCAGAGUCGACGUAAAGCAAUUUUUGAGCAAAUUCAACUGAUAUAUUUUCGAAACCAAAAGC